UUACAGAUAACUGCCUGUUACUGAGCAGGUGCAGAUGGCAUUAUACACACACACACAGAGAAGAGUAGAAGUGGGCCCAACACAGGAGCAGCAGGCAUGUCCGAGGAGAUCAGCAGCCCACAGGACAGCCGGCUCACCACAUCUUAGUAGCGGCCACUUCACCCCCCGUUCCUUCCAUGUGGGGAUGUGCAGACCUGUAAACCAUCUUUGUCUGUUACCCAAGUGACUGUAACCAGCCUGGUGAACCACAAAGAUAAGCAAUAUCUGGCUGGAUCUUUCUUCACCACCUGUCACUGCAAACCUCAGCAAUGUCGAUCCUUUCCGGCAAGAUUUCAUGGCUGGCAUUCAACCUUGGCAUUCUUAUUGGCUUCUUUACCAUAUUUCUCCUGCUGCACAACAUCACCAACAGUGUCAGAAUGAAGGCACCUGUAGCCAUUCGCUCGUGGAAAAAAAUUGAGGACAUGUCUCUGCUGGACAAGCUUCCUCAUAUUCACCAGCCAGGUAGCAGCAAAGUCAGCGAUGAUCUUUCACACAAAGUCAGAAUACUUUGCUGGAUCAUGACUGGACCAAAGAAUUUGGAUACCAAAGCCAUCCAUCUCAAGUACUCUUGGGCUCGUCAUUGCAAUGUUGCCGUUUUUAUGAGUUCCACCACCAAUGACACUUUUCCUACCAUUGGUUUAGGCACCAAGGAAGGGCGAGAUCAGCUUUACUGGAAGACCAUUCGAGCUUUUCAAUACGUACACAAGAACUACUUUGACCAAGCAGAUUGGUUUUUUAAAGCAGAUGAUGACACAUAUGUCGUGGUGGAAAAUUUGCGGUGGAUGCUCUCAAAUUAUACUUCAGACCAGCCGGUGUAUUUUGGGAAACGCUUCAAACCAUAUGCUAAACAAGGCUACAUGAGUGGUGGGGCUGGGUAUGUACUUAGUAAGGAAGCUCUUAACAGAUUUGUGGAAGGAUUCCGUACUGGAGUUUGCCAGCACACCACAUCUGUGGAGGACCUAGCGCUGGGUCAGUGCAUGGAAAAAAUGGGAGUUAUAGCUGGAGACUCUAGGGACACUGAAAAAAGGGAAACCUUUCAUCCAUUUCCACCGGAAUCCCAUCUUACACAACAUUUUGACAAAAGUUGGUGGUAUUGGAACUACUGUUUCUAUCCCAUUGUGGAGGGUCCCCAGUGCUGCUCGGACCUCGCUAUAUCAUUUCAUUACGUUGACCCCGUGCUGAUGCACAUGCUGGAGUACUAUGUAUACCACUUGAGAGCAUAUGGAUACGAGUAUCGCUACCAGCCACCAUUAUCAGAGGUUGCACAACAUCUUCCAGUGCACUAUGAGGAGAGGCCUUCAAAAGACGUGAAACCAAUGGCUACAAAUGAAACCAGUACACUGUAGGCUGGCCGUGUCAUCUCUUCAUAGGAAUCUUUUGAGACUCAAUCUAGAAAGCUGGCUGAUGUUUUCCUCUCAAAGGCAUUUUUGUUAUACAUAUGAGUGGAGUACAGCAUAUUUUCCUUGAAAGGUUUUAAACCUGUAAAAUGGAAAUCUACUGUACAUGUCAUACAUUCAAUGAAACUAGACUCUAAGAUGGACAACUUAUAAAGCUAAUAUAAAAAUUGGAUUACGUAACUUUGUGUGAUACGGAAAUAUGUCACCAUGGUAUUUCUGCAUUGGAAACUUAAUGCGUUACUGUCAUUUAGGGCAUGUUCACAUGCCUCCAUAGACUUACAAGAGAAAUCUUAAACAUAAUCCAUACAUGCAAGAUAAUAACUAUAAUACACUGAUGCUAGACUUAAACCCAUUAACAUUUGUAUAAUGACUGCUGAGGUCUUUAAAGAGGUACUCCACCCCUAGACAUCUUAGACCCGAUCCAAAAGAUAGGGGAUAAGAUGUCUGAUCGCAGGGGGUCCCGCCGCUGGGCACCUCUGCAAUCUUGGCUGCGACACCCCAGACAUCCGGUGCACGGAGCGAACUUCACUCCGUGCCAGGUGACUGACAAUGUGGGGCGGAGGCUUGUGAUGUCCCAGUCACGCCCCGCUCUUGAUGAUACGGCCAUGCAUCCUCAAUGCAAGUCUAUGGGUGGGGGCGUGACGGGCAUCAUGCCCCCUCCCAUAGACUUACAUUGAGGGGGCAUGGCCGUGACAUCAAGAUUGGGGCAUGACUGUGACAUCACAAGCCUCCAGCACUCCAGCACUGCACCCAAUACUCUAAAUGAACACCGGGUGCUGGAGGGAGAUCGCUGGGAUCCCCAACGACGGGACCCCACGAUCAGACAUCUUAUUCCCUAUACUUUGAAUAGGGGAUAAGAUAUCUAGGGGCGGAGUACCCCUUUAAGUGACAACAUUGGGAGCCAUAACACCCCAAACUGUGCCUUAUUAUCAUUAUGAAAUGCACCUUAUUCCAUGUAACCAGCAAGUGCUACAUUUUGCAUAAGUGAACUAUGCAGCCUCAGUACAGACAAAACAAAGACGAUGACACAGCGUUUUUGGAUAUGUAUAUUUAAGUCUAAAGCACUUGUAUUAUGUAAAAAAUACUCAUAUUUUACAUUCAUAAUGUGUUGCCCAUUGAUUCAAAGGGAAUUGCUCAGCGACAAUUCACGUUCUAAAUGCUUUCUAUUUACAAUUGGCAAUAGCUACGCGGACAAGACGGUGUUAUGUCAGUGGAGAGACCCCUAGGGGUAAGAAGUAUGGAGCAUUUUUUUUUACCCAAAAAUAUAAAUUUUGACUCAAUGUAUAUUACAAAUAUACAUAUAAUGUUAUUAUCUACAUUAUAUGAAAAGUUUUUGCAGAAGACAGUGCUUGUUAAAAAAAAAAACCUUAUUAAUGAAAAAAAAUUAAAAAUAUCCGAAGCAUCUCUGCCUUGAAAUGCACAUAUUCCUUUUAUACUGUAUGGACGUAGUCUAAAGGUGUCUGCUUUCUAUACCAUAGUAUGGAGAGUUAUAUUUAAGGAAUUUUCAUCUUAUGUUAUUAUGUAACCCUUUAACAGUUACAAAAACACUAUAGGUAAAACUUUAAUCUAUCAGACAUUUAUGGCAUUUCCUGUGGCUAGAUCAUAAAUGGUUAAGAUGGAAAUAGCCAUUUAGAUAUAUUAGCCCUUUUGCAUCCGGUUAAAACAUUUUUUUUCUUGUUUGCUUUUUUUUUUUUACAGUAAGUAAACAUGUCAGCUUCCUUUUGACAGAUCCACUUGUAUAUAAGUUUGUAGCCAUUUUUAAACUCACCUUUUUUUUAAAUCUUUUUUUUUAUAGUUAUUAAAAGUUAAUUUAAAGUUUAAAAAAAAUAAAAUCAGAUGCCAAACAGGAUGGUUUAACCCGAUGUAACAGGGUACCUAUCCUGCAGAAUCUUGUUGCCUUAACCCAUGUUCACAUUGCUGUCAGACUCCACUAUUCAGAGUUCCGUCGGCAAUCCGGCCAGAAGUAUGGGAGUUUAGCAGAGAAAAAAAUAGUGCAAGCUCUAUUUUUUUUCCUCCGCUAAAACCCUGUAAAAUUACCGGGUCAAUGACAGACCCCAUGUAAGUUAAUGGGGGCUAUCGGGACCCGACAGUAGCCGUUUCAGAGUCCGAUUGGCUCAAAAAAAAAAAAAGGUUGGAUGCAAGCCUGUGUGUGAACCUAGCCUUAGACUUGCAUUGUACAAAAAUGAGCAGGCUCUGCUUGUAUAUCCUGUUAAAAAAGAACCCUGACAGAAACUGGUCAUACAGACAUGGUCAUACAAACUAUGUAGCAUAUUUGAGGCCUUGUUUUUACAGGACAAUUUAUAUUUUUAUAGAAAUUAUUUUUAGGUAAAUAUAUGAUGUUAUUUAAUUUAGGUACCUUUCUAGUAGGGGGAAUUCACAAAAAAACAAAAACAAAAAAACAAUUGAACCAUUGUUUUUGUUAUUUUUUUUCUCAUGUUGUUUUCCAUUAAAAUUAAUAAAUGACAUAACUUUAGUAUAUGGGUCAAGAUGAGUGUGGGUAUUUAAUAUGCACAUGUUUUAUAUGU
Hyla sarda is the source of this 3961-nucleotide messenger RNA. RefSeq names its product glycoprotein-N-acetylgalactosamine 3-beta-galactosyltransferase 1-like. Gene Ontology annotation, molecular function: N-acetylgalactosaminide beta-1,3-galactosyltransferase activity. Gene Ontology annotation, cellular component: membrane. Bases 309 to 1385 code for a protein of 358 amino acids. The transcript is spliced from 6 exons. The record is from RefSeq and is a predicted model, not a curated record. NCBI's taxonomy places the organism in Eukaryota, Metazoa, Chordata, Amphibia, Anura, Hylidae.